This is a messenger RNA of Cyprinodon variegatus (sheepshead minnow), 3573 nucleotides long. It is a transcript of the gene vps54, whose product is annotated as VPS54 GARP complex subunit. Gene Ontology annotation, cellular component: GARP complex. The record is from RefSeq and is a predicted model, not a curated record. Gene Ontology annotation, biological process: retrograde transport, endosome to Golgi; Golgi to vacuole transport. Gene Ontology annotation, molecular function: syntaxin binding. Lineage: Eukaryota; Metazoa; Chordata; Actinopteri; Cyprinodontiformes; Cyprinodontidae.
GUCGUUGUGCCGGUGCUAUCCUGCUCUGUAUGAAUGUGUGUUAUUCUGCUCACAGUCCCAUCAGUGCUCAUGUGAUGUUGAAGAGGAGAUAUAUCGACCAGAGCGCUUUACAAGUCAGCUAGCCUCCUGGGAGGCGAGCCCCAAUGCCAUGGCCUCCAGUAACAGCUCCUCCCCAGUGCCUCGCCCUGCAGGUGGGGGUCGAGACGGGAUGCACCGGAAGGAGCAUGGCUCCUCGCCUCUGCGCUGCCGGGCCGUUCGCUCCUUACCGGACGUUUGCCCCAAGGAACCAACGGGUGAGGGGCGGAGCCUGUGCAACGGUCCCUCCGUGGUGGCGGAACACGACCGAUGGACGGUGUACAGUUCAAAGGUCAACCUCCCCGCAGCGCUAAACGAUCCCAGGCUGGCCAAACGAGAGUCGGACUUUUUCACCAAGACAUGGGGGCUGGACUUCACAGAGACCGAAGUCAUGCCUUCCUUCCACCUGCCCAACAUCACCAGGGAACACUUCGGGCCAUACUCGCAGGAAAUGAGUCAGAGGGAACGAAUCCACGACCGCUGCAAGACGAUCUGUCCCAAUAAAGACGAUGUGGAUGCAGUUUCCAGUGUCACAUCCAACAGCGAAAAAUCCAGAGCCGAGCUAGAACAAGUUCCAAAGCUCCUCCAGCUGAGUCACUACCUGGACGUAGUGGAGGUCAGCAUCGCCCGGCAGAUCUCGCUGCGCUCCGAGGCGUUCUUCCACGCCAUGUCCUCACAGCACGAGCUGCAGGACCAGCUGCAGGAGACGCAGCGGGCGGUGGCCGUCCUGCGGAGCCGGACGGCGGCGAUCGACCGGGUCAUGUGCCAGGGGCCCCUCCGGGCCCUCCGUACCGCACUGACUCGCAACAACUGCGUGAAGCUGCACAACAAACUGAAGCUGAUGGCGGCGGUCCAUCAGACGCAGCCCACCGUGCAGCUGCUCCUCUCCACCUCUGAGUUUGUGGGAGCUUUGGAGCUCAUCUCCACCACCAAGGAGGUGCUGCAGCAGGAACUGCAGGGAAUCCACAGCUUCAGACAUCUGGGCUCCCAGCUGUGUGAGCUGGAGAAGCUGAUCGACAAGAUGAUGGUGGAGGACUUCAGCAUGUAUGCACGCAGCGACCUGAACCGAAGUCUAAGGGAGGAGCCGCAGGUGCUGGAGAAGGAGCGUCUGGAGUCGCUGGUGUUCGGUCUGCUGCGGCAGAGGAAGCUGGACUUCCUGGAUAUCUACAGCGAUGAGAUGAUCUCAGCUGCUAAGGCCAUCGUCUCACAGUGUGUUGCAGACUGUGUUGUGCACAUGGAGGAAAUUGACACUGAAGUUAUCGUUAAGCUAGCUGACCAGAUGCGUCUGAUGACAUUCCCUCAGUGGUUCGAGGUGCUGGAAAACAUCUUUGAGAGUUUCCUUCUCUUCCUGCAGAGAAUCAAGGACACUUUAAACGUGAUCAGGAAUGUAGUUCUUCAAAUUCUCUCUUCGAACCACAAAAAUCGACUCCUUGCAGAAAGUAGUUUGGUGUCGGCGGGCCCAGAAGCCUCCCAGGGUCCGCUGGGCUCGCAGGGGGAAGCUGAGCUGGCUUAUCUCACCCAUGAAGGUUUGUUCAUCAGUGACGCGUUAAGUGAAGCCCAGCAGCAGGAGUCAGCGACUGCGGGUCAGGAUCAGCGCUCCGCAGCGGGCUCCAGGUUCCAGCAGAACCGGACUGAAGCUGCGGCAGAGAGCGACUCUUCCAUGGGAUUUACAGAGACGUCUGCCGGCAGAGAACACAGCUUCAUAUCUGGAGACAACUUGAUGCCCACUGAGGCGGAGCUGAACCGCCUGAUCAGUGGCCUCCAGGAGCUGCUGCACAUGGCCUCCGACGUCAGCCACGACCGCUGCGUUAAAGUCCUCACUGCCAGAGCCAAGGACGGCUCCCUGGAGCGCCUGAGCUCGGCAGAGUUUGUGUCUCUGUCUCGGGCGGUGGAGCGCUUCGUCAGGGAUACAGAGGAGCUGUGUGGCAGGCGAAGCGUCUCCCUGAGGGGGGCGCUGCAGAGCCAGGCUAACCGGUUUGUCAACCGUUUUCAUGAAGAGAGAAAGACCAAACUAAGCCUCCUCCUAGACAACGAGCGCUGGAAGCAGGCUGAGGUUCCAGCAGAGUUCCAGGAUCUGGUUAACUCCAUCGCCGACGGCAGGAUAUCCCUACCUGAGCGCAAAAUGUCAGGCCAAGAGGAAAAAAAACCUGCAGAGUUUCUUCUCGUUAACGGACAGAAAUAUGCUGUCGUUGGAACUGUUCUGCUGCUGAUCCGGAUCUUUCUGGAAUACUGUCAGUGUGUGACCGACAUCCCGUCCAUCACCACAGACAUGUUAACUCGUCUGUCUGACCUGCUCAAGCACUUUAACUCCCGCAGCUGCCAGCUGGUUCUAGGAGCAGGAGCUCUGCAGGUCGUCGGCCUCAAAACCAUCACUACCAAAAACCUGGCAUUAGCAUCCCGCUGUCUACAGCUGGUGGUUCACUACAUUCCCAUCAUCAGAGCUCAUUUUGAGACCAAACUGCAGCCCAAACAGUUCAGUGUCCUCAGACACUUUGACCACAUCACUAAGGACUACAACGAUCACAUAGCGGAAAUCUCUGCAAAGCUGGUGGCCAUCAUGGACAGUCUGUUUGAGAAGUUUUUAUCAAAGGUAACAGCAUCGAUUGUUGUUGUUUUUUACAGAAAUCUGAUACAUAAGAUGCUGCUCAUUUAACCCCGGCUCUUCGUCGCUCUGGUCCUGGACACUAGGCAGCUGGCUCGACUCGGGGUCAGUAAUGAUGGAGGACCGCAGCAUGGGCUUGUUGUUGUGGACGUGGCCUUCUACACCGAGAACAUCCAGGCCCUGAAGAGCCUCGAAAGACUCGACCUAAACAUGGCUGAGAUCUGGGAGCAGAAGAGGUGAUGGAGGAUCGGAACCUCCAGAUCAAACAAUUCGCCGCACCCAGAACGGAGGGGCGACCUUGGCCGGGAGCGGGCGGGGGUGGACGGGGCCCCCUGCAGGGACCAAAAACACUAUUGUAGGAGCGGAGAGGCAGCAGGCUGGAGCCUCCUGCAGACUAUCACCACCUCAUCCCACUGUGUGCAGUUCAACAGAAAUACUAGUAAAUUAUUGGAGCGGGUUAAUGGGAGGAAGGACGGACGGAUGGUGGGCUAAUUUAUUUUUCUGACUUUUUUCUUAACUGGCUGUGACGGUAAAGGGGAUUUUCUUACUUUUUAUACUAACAAACAAGCAGCUUUGGGGGGAAAACCUGAAGAAGUUAAAACAUCUCGACUGUGAAAGCAUCAGAAACCUCAGCUUCGCCCCGUUUUUACCAAAGCAAAACAGUGUAGUGAUGUUGGGAUUCUGCUGCGUAACCAAUCAUUCAGCAGGGUUUUUAGCCGGCUGCUAUUCAGGCUAAAAUGAUGGUAGAAAUUUAAAGAAGGCAGAGUAAUCAGUCACAGGUGAGGGCUAACUGUCACACCGACAAAAACGCUGUCUGCGACCGCUAUUAGUGGCUUUUCACUGGAAAAUUGUGAAACAGUUGAUGGGGUCGGAUUAAAUCCCCACAUUUUUAUGGU